This is a messenger RNA of Humulus lupulus (European hop), 513 nucleotides long. Its product is annotated as protein RADIALIS-like 4. Gene Ontology annotation, molecular function: DNA-binding transcription factor activity. The transcript has 2 exons. The record is from RefSeq and is a predicted model, not a curated record. The coding region runs from base 1 to 303 and encodes 100 amino acids. NCBI's taxonomy places the organism in Eukaryota, Viridiplantae, Streptophyta, Magnoliopsida, Rosales, Cannabaceae.
AUGGCAUCUACCAAGCUUUCUUCAUCCACGGGCUCGAGUCCAAAUUGGACAGCUGAGAAGAACAAGUUGUUUGAAAAUGCUCUGGCAAUUUACGAUAGGGAUGCACCUGAUCGUUGGCAUAAGAUAGCUAAGAUUGUUGGAGAGACAACUGCAGAGGAAGUAAAGAGGCAAUAUGAGAUCCUUAAAGAGGACAUAUACCGCAUUGAGUCAGGAAAAUUUCCCCUACCUAAGUAUAGGAAAUGUCAUCAAGGAAGUAGCAACAUUAGCAAUGAAGAACAAAGGCUGAAGAAUCUAAAGCUCUAAAUCCCAACGAAGAAUGACACUCAGCAGUAGAGACAACUCAAGAACCAUUUUCUCUGAAAGCAGAUCUAGCAAUUAACUAUUCAACCAGUAACUGUCAGCGAUUCACUUUUGUCUUCUUCCAUUUAUUUAUCUAUUUCUCAACUCAACAAACUUUCUUCAGUAAUUGCACAAAUAUGAAGCAAGAAAAAUCAUCAAGUGUUUUUCUUUUCU